Stylophora pistillata is the source of this 1722-nucleotide messenger RNA. RefSeq names its product aladin. Gene Ontology annotation, molecular function: protein binding. Gene Ontology annotation, biological process: nucleocytoplasmic transport. NCBI's taxonomy places the organism in Eukaryota, Metazoa, Cnidaria, Anthozoa, Scleractinia, Pocilloporidae. The record is from RefSeq and is a predicted model, not a curated record. Gene Ontology annotation, cellular component: nuclear pore.
CCUUCCCGCCAUCUUUGAAUUGCGGAACUGAGACUGACAUCUAAACUAAAACAUGUCUUCAUUAUCCGUUUUUCCAGCUCCUGCCCCAAUAGGCGAGGUAACGUUAUGCGAAAUGAAUGCCAGGUUGAUAGCCGAGGAUUACAGCUCUGCCGAGUUGUCAAAAUAUGUGCCCGCCACACAGGGGAUCAAGUAUCCUUCAAUCAAUGGAAAUAAAGAGAGAUCAAAGACAGGAAAUAACUUGUCCAGUUCUAUGGAUCAAGAUUGGGGAUCACUUGUGAAGAGAGAGGAAAGUAUUUCUAAAAAGCUUCUUAAGGUUUGGCAUUAUAAAGGGAUAUCUGAAAUGCUGCAUGAGGUCAAGAAAAGCAAGGAUGAAGUGCCAUCAUGGCUUUGGCAUGUGAGCAAUGGAACAGAUGCAGUUAUAAGAUGGUUCUUAUCACUUUAUGGCUACAUUUUCCCUCAUUUAAAUCUAUCCAGAGAAGAAAUGAUCAAUGUCUUUUCAUGUGUGUCUUCUUGGAAAAACUCUUCCAUCAGGGCAUUCGCCUGGCACCCUCAUGUUGCUAAAUUUGUUGUGGCUUGGCAGGAUGAUUCAGUGAGAGUUUAUACAUUGUCAAGUGAUUUGGUCCCUAUAUUAGAGCACAAGCAACAGAAAGCUGUCAGUUGUCUGGCGUGGAGACCUCUGUCAGGAUCAGGUUUGGUGGUUGGCUGUGACAGUGGUUUGUUUGUCUGGACUGUAGACCCAUUAUCACCCAUUCUAAGACUUGGAGGUAGCUCUGUGCGUCAUCUGUCCUAUCCAGGCCACAGCCCAGUUACAACUGUCUCAUGGAGUCCCAGUGGACAGUUGUUGGUGUCUGGUUCUCCAGCAGACAGUAAUUUAAUGGUGUGGGACGUGGCUCUGGAGACAGCCACACCCUUAUAUAGAGCAGGAGGGGGCGUAUCACUCACAUCAUGGUCACCAGAUGAGAGGAAUGUAUUUACUGCUACACCCUCCAGCUUGUUCAGAGUGUGGGAGACUCAGACUUGGACAUGUGAAAAGUGGUCUAAUUUAGCAGGUGCCUGUCAGGCAGCAUGUUGGAGUCCUGAUGGGAAGAUUCUUGUGUUUGCUGUGGCAGAUGAACCUGCUCUUUAUUCACUUCAGUUUCAGAAUAUUGAUGACGGGCGCCAUAAUGCAACUGUGGCAAAAGGUGCGCGUCUGGCUGUGCGAUGCGCGGAUUUGACGCCGCACACUUGGGAGGAUGCUGAUGGCUCAGUAACUUUAGGUGGCUGUGUGCGUUCCAUGGCUUGGGACCCAUUUGGUGAAAGACUGGCUAUUAUAUUUAAAGAUGACAGAAAACAUGCUCAAGAAUUAGUUGCUGUGUUCAAAACCAGAUUGAAACCAUCCUUUGAAAUCAUGCCAUGUGGCUUUGUUAGGGGACCUCCUGAAACAGUUCCACAAAUUAUUACUUUUCAGCAAGACUUCAAGAAGGGAGCUCUUCUGACUGUUUGUUGGUCAGAUGGAAGUGUGUCAUUUAUUCCUCUAAUGUUUUCUCCAUCUUCCAUCGGUUUCUUCCAAAAUGGAGUGUUGAAGUCACAGUGAUUGAUAAAUAAGCUUGUAAAUAGGACUGCAGUUUUAUAAUUAUAGUAUUGAUAACAGACUGUGCAGAAGGAACGUUUUUUUUUUCUGUUAUAAAAACUAGGAAUUAAAUUAAGAUACCAAAGGAAAUAAAUAUCUCGCUGAUAUCUUGA